ACUUCCUUGAGUAGCCCGAGUUGGUUCCCUCAGGGCCUUUGCACUUACUGUUCCUUGCAUUUAGCCCUUUUCCUUCUUGCCCUGCAGGAGUCCAUUCAAACAUCACUUCCUACCUAGGGAGCCUCCACCCUACCCUGCUCUUCAUUACUUUCCAGGGUUUCUUUACAGCCUUUACUGUCCCUCCAAAACACCUAGUUCAAGCACGUGUCUAUCUGCCCAAGACCUCUGGACGCAAGCUGUUUGAGGCAGGGAACGCUGUGCUCUGGCUUGCUGCCGACAGCCAGACCCCAGAACAGGAGGAGCUCAGGCAAUAUUGGAUGGAUGGAUGGAUGGAUGGAUGGAUGGAUGGAUGGAUGGGACAUGGUGAUAUUAAGGGACUUGCCUGACCACAAAGCAGCAGCAGAGCUGAGCACCAGCCAAGACCAUUGGACCCCAAUCCUGUGGGCUUAAUCCUGGAGAAGUGUUGCCCCCACAGUGUUGGGUUAAAAACCCGGCUGCCUGGGCUGGGAUCCCUGCUCCACUAAUUCACUGUGUCCUUGGCAAGGCAUCUUACCUCUCUGAGCCUGUGUUCUCGUUUGUAAAAUGAGGACGUUAACGAUUCUAACUCCAGUGGAUUAAAUGAAGUCGCACACGGCCUGGCAGGAGUACUGCUAAUAACUGUAGCAACUGUGGCUGGCAGCACUUUCCCGCUUCGAUAAUUAGAGAGUGGGGCUGACUUGCCGGCCUCCCCACGCUGGGUAUCUGGGUGUGCCAGGCUUGCCCUCCCACUCGCUGGGCAGGUUUGGGAGAGGGCGGGCAGAGACGUGGGGCCCAGGAGGGGCUGGCCAGGGUUAAUUAGAGGGAGCUGGCUGGGAGGAGCUGGGGGAGAGGGGCUGAGCAGAGGCUGUGCAGAAGCUCAACCUCCAGAGCCCCUAGUUGUGUGAGACUAUGGGUCGGGGCUUCAAUUCUGCCAGACUCAGGCGCCAGAAACGGCGCCUGCAACAUCGGGUCCAGAAGUCCAGGCAGCAGCCAGAGCGGCUGCAGCAGGAGAAUCACGAGCUCCGCCGGGGCCUGGCCGCCCGGGGAGCUGAGUGGGAGGCCAGGGCUGUGGAGCUGGAGGGGGACGUGGAGGCCCUGCGGGCCCAGCUUGGAGAGCAACGCUCAGAGCAGCAGGACAGUGGACGGGAACGAGCCCAGGCCCUCAGGGAACUCAGUGAGCAGAACCUGCGGCUCAGCCAGCAGUUGGCCCAGGCCUCCCAGACUGAGCAGGAGCUUCAGAAGGAACUAGAUGGCCUUCGGGGGCAGUGCCAGGCCCAGGCCCUGGCCAGGGCAGAGCUGAGGACACGACUGGAAAGUCUGCAGGGGGAGAACCAGAUGCUGCAGAGUCGCCGGCAGGACCUGGAGGCCCAGAUCCGAGGACUGCGUGAGGAGGUGGACAAGGGCCAGGGCAGGCUACAGGCAACCCACGAGGAGCUGUUGCUACUGCGGCGAGAGAGGCGGGAGCACAGCUUGGAGCUGGAAUGCGCGCGCUCCGAGGCCAGGGAGGCCCUGAGUACCCUGCGGAGGCUGCAGCGGCGGGUUUCGGAGCUGGAGGAGGAGUCACGCCUGCAGGACGCCGACACAUCGGGGGCCUCGCUGCAGUCAGAGCUGGCCCACAGCCUGGACAGCGACCAGAACCAGAACCAGAACGCAGAUGGACACAGAGACGCCCCGACCACUCUGUCCCCGGAGACCCAGGAGGAGAGCUUGGAGCCUCCCGUAAAGAGAGCGUCCCUGAGCCCAGGAGAGAUGCUGGAGGAGAAGGAGAUGGAAGUGGCCCAGCUGCGGGAUGAGAUCGCGCUUCAGCGGGCAGAGCUCCAGUUGCUGCGGGAGGAGCUGCAGAGGCAGAAGGAGCUGCGGGAACAGGAGGACCCCGAGGAGGCCCUGAGCUGCGCCCUCUCGGACAGGGAAACGGCUGUGAACAAGGCCCUGGAACUGUCCCUGGAGCUCAGCCGCGUCUCUCUGGAGCGGGACUCCCUCUCCCGGGAGCUGCUUCGCACCAUCCGCCAGAAGGUGGCGCUGACGCAAGAGCUGGAGGCCUGGCAGGACGACAUGCAAGUGGUGAUCGGGCAGCAGCUGCGCUCCCAGCGCCAGAAGGAGCUGAGCGCGGCUGGGUCCGCGCCAAGUCGCCCAGCACCGCGCUUCUCCCUGCGCGGGCGCCCUGGGCAUGCCGGCUUCUUCAGCAGCCUCUUCCGAAGGACCUGAGGGCCGUCCAAGGGGCCUGCCCUGCCAUCUCUGGCUCACUUUCCUCUUCUGGGCAGUGGAGCGACAGGGCCCAGACUGCCUUCCAAAGGGGACUGGUACCCUCCCAACCCAGGAAAGCUGGGCAGGGGCUCCCGGGGAGCAGGCCCCAGCUUUGAGGGUCAGGGGCCCCAGGUCGGUGGUGGGGGGCAGGUGGGGCAGAGCUGUCUAUUUUUUGAAUCUAUAUAGGUCUUUUCUAAGCACCAGGGCACCAGGCCCCCUGCCCCUGGCAAGCUCCGGGGAAGGGGUGGGGGUGGUUAUUUAUGUAUCAGAUCAGAUAGUAAUAUAUAAUUCAUUGCACCGACUUAGUCUUCAUUCUUGAAAAGAAAGCAUAGGGAAGAAAAGCCUGAAAUUUUAUUUUGUGAAAAGAAAAAACAGUUCCGACCCCUGCUCGCUGAGGCCCCAGGCCCUCUCCCUGCCUGAGAGGGUGGGCUUAGGGCCUCUUCCAGGUCCUCUGCUCCAGCCCCACCAGCUUCGGGAGGUCAGAAGGACAGGGAGAAGGCCCGAUAGCCCAGAUUGGUGAAAACAUCCACCCGGCAGCUGUUGCCUGCAGCUGUCAGCACCUGGAGGCAAGAGGGGGGCGACUGAGCUACCCACACCCCUGGCCUCCCAGGACCCCACAGCUCCUUGCGGGACUCACCUUGCACUCCGGUGCUGCUGGCUGCUGGUUCAGACUGAGGCUGAGCAGCCCUGGGGAGGAACCCGGCACCUGGGCCUUCAGCUCCCCACUCAGUUGCCACUGGUUGACGCAGGGGCCCUGGCCAGCUGACAGAAUCUGUGGAGAGCAGGCAGAGGGUUUCAGGGUCAGGAACUAAGAGACAGGAACCAGGCAGGGGUGGCAAAGUCACAGCAGCGCGCCUCACCAGGUCCUGGUAGAAGGUGACAUGCUUCUGUGGUGCCCACAUGGGGAAGAUGGUGGUGGGUGUGGAGGAUCGUAGGUGCCAGAGGGUGAGUGCUGGGCCUCCUCCACAAACCUGGCAGAGAGGUGAGGGUCCCCCGCCACCAUAAGCCACGGGCUCUCAGCUGGGAGGGCCCGGAGCUGCCACCCAUCUUGCACUUUGCCUGGCUCACCAUCCAGUCGGAGUCGGUUGCCAAGCAUCCGAUCCAGCGCCCAUUGUGGGGCCUGGAGCACUCCUGGGAGGGAGGAGGGGAGGAGAGGAGGAGGUCAAGGCACAGGAGAUGCCCAGGGAGAAGGGAGGACAGGGUGUGGGGGGGGCAUGCCCUCACCUCAUGCUUGUAGACCUCAAUUGUCUGGACCUCCUUGGCCAUGCGCAGAUCUGUGAGGGAAAACCAUGAGAGGUACCCCACUCACCCCACCCCAGCCUUCCUCAUCACCACCUUCCUCUCCAACUAGUCACCCCCUUACCCCAAAGCCGCACGGUCCCAUCCUCGCCGCCAGACAGCACCUCAGGGUUCCGGUCCCUCAGCGCCAGGCAGUGGAUGUAGUCUGUGUGGCCCCGGAGGGCCCGCUGCAGGGAGAGGCGCAGUGUCAGAAUGGGAUCCGGAAAGAAUGCCUCCCCCUCCCGCCCGCUCCAGGGCCCUCUCACCGUGAAGGCCCCCGUCUCUAGGUCCAUCGUAUGCAGCUGGCAGUCCCCCCCUGCCAAGAUGAGGGCAUUCUCCUGCAGGGGGAGAUGGGGUGGGGUCACCCGUCAGUGUCAAAUAAGGACAGGGAUCGGGGAAGUGUUCGUUUGGGCCAGAAACGGCAGGGUAGAGCCCUAGCCACAAAAGGCUCAGACCUUGGGGACGAGAAGCAAAGCGUUGAUCUCAGGCACUUCCAGGCUGGUCCUGGAGGAGAGACAGCAGGGUCAGCUCUGGCGAGGCCGCAUCUGCACCCUCACGUGCCCUCUGCCCACGAGGCCCUGGCUUACCUGUACGGGGGCUGACGACACCAUAGCUCCUUACAGCCCUUCAGGGAGAGAAGCACUGGGUGACCUCAAAGGUUCUCUCUGGGGCUGGGUGCCCGAGUGCCCCUGCCCCGCAGCUCCACACUCCUUACCUUCUUGAGGAUCUCUGCCCAAAGCCAGGCCUUCACCUCCCCGUCCCCAGCGCUGAACAGAUGUCGAUCCGUGGAGACCAUGCUGUAGACAGGCCCAUCGUGGGCUAAAUGGAAAUGCAGAACCUGAGUGACUCUAUCCUGCUCCCCUCCUUCACCUUGGGGUCCCCGAAGCCAAACUCGAUGGCUGCCACCCACCUUGGAAGGUCACGAUGGGCUUCUUACUUUCCUCUUUGGCCUCGGAGCUCAAAGCAGCAGACAAGCUGCAGGCGGAGGGGAGAGAGUGUCUGAGUCGGAAGCUGGGGGCAUCAGUCCUAGGAAGGCCACAUACCAGAGCCAAUGGGUGUUGGCGAGCAGAGGCCAGGGUACCUGAAGAUGGCGAUCUGCCCAUAAUUGUUCCCAGCCGCCAGGAACUUCCCGCAGGGUGAAAAACACUGGGAGAAGAUGGUCAUGUGCAACCGCUGCAGGGCCUGAAACACCUCCAUCUGUGGGGAGAGGCGGGCGGAAGCUGUCUGGGAACUCCAAUCUGUAGACUCCUUCCUGGUCUCCCUACCGCCAGUUCAGCGGCUGCCCAUACUUCUCAGACCUCCACUGAGGCCCCCUAAGCAGGCAUCUGCCCACAAAGUCCCAGGGGUGGCUCCAAGAGGGUGAGGAAGGAAGGAAGGGGAGAGUUGAUGCAAGGUGCCUAGAAGGACCUUGAGCAAGCACCAAGGCUCUCUUCCAAGUUUCCUUAAUUGUUAAAUGGAGCUCAGGGGAGAUUCUGUCAAGAUUGUACGAGCUGCCCUGGCUGGUUUGGCUCAGUGGAUAGAGCAUCGGCCUGUGGACUGAAGGGUCACAGGUUCGAUUCCGGCCAAGGGCACAUGCCUGGGUUGCGGGUUCGAUUCCCGGUGGGGGGGCGUGCAGGAGGCAGCCAAUCAAUGAUUCUCUCUCAUCAUUGAUGUUUCUAUCUCUCUCUCCUUCUCCCUUCCUCUCUAAAAAUCAAUAAAAUAUAUAU
Myotis daubentonii (Daubenton's bat) is the source of this 5246-nucleotide messenger RNA. It is a transcript of the gene BICDL2, whose product is annotated as BICD family like cargo adaptor 2. NCBI's taxonomy places the organism in Eukaryota, Metazoa, Chordata, Mammalia, Chiroptera, Vespertilionidae. Gene Ontology annotation, biological process: vesicle transport along microtubule; Golgi to secretory granule transport. The record is from RefSeq and is a predicted model, not a curated record.